Ochotona princeps (American pika) is the source of this 2123-nucleotide messenger RNA. It is a transcript of the gene ZFP2, whose product is annotated as ZFP2 zinc finger protein. Lineage: Eukaryota; Metazoa; Chordata; Mammalia; Lagomorpha; Ochotonidae. The coding region runs from base 420 to 1622 and encodes 400 amino acids. The record is from RefSeq and is a predicted model, not a curated record. Gene Ontology annotation, biological process: regulation of transcription by RNA polymerase II. Gene Ontology annotation, molecular function: RNA polymerase II cis-regulatory region sequence-specific DNA binding; DNA-binding transcription factor activity. The transcript has 2 exons.
GUUCAUCUGCGUGUAGUUUCUUCUCGUACUUUCCUUUUAUUCCUACGUUUUUGCUCUUUCAGAUGGCAGUGCCUGGCUACAAGUUACUGAAGUAUCCGUCAUUUCUUCACUGCCUGAGCCGUGCUACUGCUUGUGAAUCCUGAAUCUGUAUGGCUUUUUCCUGAACCAUCUGUGUCGACUGGGAGACAAGACUUGAAAUCAAAGAGCCAACUCCAAAACCAAACUUUACUGAAGAUUCCUCCAUGUGGUGAUGGAAAGGAAAGGUACGUGGCAUUCUACAAUACAGCACAACUGAGAAAAUGAUACUUGUGGUGAGGCCCCACAGAAUAACUAGGAUAGAAGAGCUGGAGCAAGUACCAGUUACUCAUAAGGAAACACUCAUUGAGAAAGAGGGUUUUAGGAGAUAAUGAAUUUUAAUUAUGUUCCAGUCAGGCUUCACUAUGAAGAAAAGACCUCAUAAUUGGAAUUCCCAUGGAAAAGACACUAAGCAAAAUUUUGAGUUAAUAAAAACUCAAAGAAUGUUUGUGGGGAAGAAAAUCUAUGAAUGUAACGAAUGUGGGAAAACCUUCAGUCAGAGCUCAUCCCUUCUCAAGCACCAGCGGAUUCAUACUGGAGAAAAGCCCUAUAAGUGUAAUGUAUGUGGGAAGCACUUCAUUGAACGCUCUUCCCUUACUGUACAUCAAAGAAUUCAUACCGGAGAAAAACCCUACAAAUGUAAUGAAUGUGGGAAAGCCUUUAGUCAGAGCAUGAAUCUUACUGUUCAUCAAAGAACUCACACUGGAGAGAAACCCUACCAGUGUAAAGAAUGUGGAAAAUCCUUCCGUAAGAAUUCUUCCCUUGUUCAACAUGGAAGAAUUCAUACUGGAGAGAAACCUUAUAAAUGUAAUGAAUGUGGGAAAGCUUUUACCCAAAGCAUGAAUCUUACAGUUCAUCAAAGAACUCAUACAGGAGAAAAACCCUAUGAAUGCAAUGAAUGCGGAAAAGCCUUUAGUCAAAGCAUGCAUCUUAUUGUUCAUCAGAGAAGUCACACUGGAGAAAGACCAUAUGAGUGUAGUGAAUGUGGAAAAUCCUUUAGUAAGAGCUCAACUCUUACACUACAUCAGCGAAAUCACACUGGAGAAAAACCUUACAAAUGUAACAAAUGUGGGAAAUCCUUUAGCCAAAGUACAUACCUUAUAGAACAUCAGAGACUUCAUUCUGGAGUGAAACCUUUUGAAUGCAAUCAGUGUGGGAAGGCUUUUAGUAAGAAUUCAUCUCUUACUCAGCAUCGGAGGAUUCACACUGGAGAAAAACCUUAUGAGUGUAUGGUGUGUGGAAAACAUUUCACUGGAAGAUCAUCACUUACUGUACAUCAGGUUAUUCACACUGGAGAGAAACCUUAUGAGUGCAACGAAUGUGGAAAGGCCUUCAGCCAGAGUGCAUACCUGAUUGAACAUCAGAGAAUCCAUACUGGUGAAAAGCCCUAUGAAUGUGAUCAGUGUGGAAAAGCCUUCAUUAAGAAUUCAUCCCUCAUAGUGCACCAGAGAACUCACACAGGAGAGAAACCCUAUCAGUGUCAUGAAUGUGGGAAGGCCUUCAGUCGGAGUACAAAUCUUACCCGGCAUCAAAGAACUCACAUGUGAGGAAAAUUUUCAUUGGCCUCUUCAUUAAGAUUAACUCAGUUAUAAUCACAUAGGUUAUGUAAUGGAAAAGCUGAUUAGAUGUAAUGAUGGUUAGAAGCUUUUAAACUAUAAUAUACCAUGUUGAUAAUACAAACCAGUGUCAAAAAAACCAUAUAAAAGUAGAGAAUUUUUCAUUCAGAAGGUACUAUGUAUGACAAGGUUGAAUUAGCUAAUGUUACAAACAUGAAGACUCAAGCUGAAUGUAAGUCCAGUUGUAUCAUACCACAUACUCUUUGAAUAUCAUAGACUUUACACUGGAGAGAAAAUGUGAGUUUGACUUGGUGGUCCAAAGACCUGCUGUGUAGUCAUGAUCUGCCAUUAAUUUGGACAAGUCACCCUUUCUAUGCAGGUCUGAGUUUCCUUACCUGGUAAGCGAGAGAGUUUGGAUUUAUAGGGUUAUUAAGAUUCCUGUUAGCAAACAUGUUACAAGCCUAUAGGUACAGUUAAUGCCAAGAAAUUCUU